Molecule: messenger RNA, 720 nt
Organism: Camelina sativa (false flax)
Lineage: Eukaryota; Viridiplantae; Streptophyta; Magnoliopsida; Brassicales; Brassicaceae
Source: RefSeq, a predicted model, not a curated record
AUGGGCCAAAUACCAGAACCACUCAUACCACAAGCUGGAGCCCGUGUAAUGUCUCUUACUGAUGGUCUUUCCAAGAUGUCCAAGUCUGCACCUUCUGAUCAGUCUCGGAUCAAUCUCCUUGACUCAAAAGAUUUGAUUGCAGACAAAAUAAAACGGUGCAAGACAGACUCAUUUGCAGGCCUUGAGUUUGAUAAUGCUGAGAGACCUGAAUGCAAAAAUCUCCUCUCAGUAUAUCAGAUUGUUUCGGGCAAGACGAAAGAGAUAAUCGGUGAACAUAUCUUUAAUUGGUUGCACGAAGUGGAGGAAUGCAAAGAUUUGAGCUGGGGUACAUUUAAGUCUCUCCUUGCAUAUGCUUUGAUCGAACAUCUUAGUCCAAUCAAGGCCCGCUAUCAGGAGAUAACAGCUGAACCAGAGUAUUUGGACAAAAUAUUGUCAGAAGGUGCGGACAGAGCCACGGAGUUAGGGGAUGUUACAAUGUGCAAUGUGUACCAAGCUAUGGGUUUCUACCCAAGGAGGAGAUAGUGCCAAUUGAUAUUUGUGGUCGGCCGUUUUGAAGUAACAAGAAAAGAGCAAGUUACAUUGCGAAAUAUUUGUUGAUUCUUGAAUUUUGAUCAUUGUUACUUUUUGCAAUUACCAUGAUCUCUCAAAGUUUAUCACACUUCCUAUUGAUCAACCUUUGCUCAAAAGUGAAACAGAUUGGUGCACUCACUAUAUUUUUCC